Messenger RNA from Didymosphaeria variabile, 4593 nucleotides. RefSeq names its product phospholipid transporting ATPase (gene DNF1). Gene Ontology annotation, molecular function: ATP hydrolysis activity; magnesium ion binding; ATP binding. The coding region runs from base 1 to 4593 and encodes 1530 amino acids. Gene Ontology annotation, cellular component: plasma membrane. The transcript is spliced from 4 exons. Gene Ontology annotation, biological process: phospholipid translocation. Lineage: Eukaryota; Fungi; Ascomycota; Dothideomycetes; Pleosporales; Didymosphaeriaceae. The record is from RefSeq and is a predicted model, not a curated record.
AUGGCUCCAGAAGAGGAGACCACCGAGGUGUCGCACCCUACCAAGCGGAUAAGAUGGGCAACACACCGUGCAACAGGCGCCAAGGCUGCGAACAAGCGACUGUCCCUGAAGGAGCGUUUACACAAACGGGUAGGAUCCAACAGCGAGAAGAAAAGGGACUCAAUGGGCAAAGAAACCGGACCUACCGAGAACGGCGACAUUGCCAUGUCUGAGGCGGACAGUGAUGACCAGGACGGUGGCCGUACCGUCUACUUCAACGUGCCCCUUCCCGCUCACGAGAAAGACGAAGAGGGCCACCCUCUCGCCCAAUAUGCGAGGAACAAGAUAAGAACGGCGAAAUAUACGCCUCUGAGCUUUAUACCCAAGAACUUGUGGUUCCAGUUCCACAACAUCGCGAACAUGUAUUUCUUGUUCAUCAUCAUCCUAGGCAUUUUCCCCAUUUUUGGCGCCUCGAACCCUGCGCUCAAUGCCGCGCCCCUCAUCGUGAUUCUUUCCGUUACGGCCAUCAAGGAUGCUUACGAGGAUUGGCGUAGAACGGUGUUGGACACCGAACUGAAUAAUGCUCCUAUUCAUCGAUUGGUCCAUUACAACAACGUAAAUACGUCUGGUGAUACCAUUUCUGCAUGGCGAAGGUUCAAGAAGGGCUGCACCAGAGCUGUCGUAUUCACAUACCGCUGGUUCAAGAGCAAGGGGAAGUCGGGCAAAGGCAAGGGAGCAUCGCAACAAGACGAAGAGUCACGACGCUCCAUUGACACCCGACGUGCUUCCGUUAUGUCCUACGCUGGUCCUCAUGAUGAGGGAGACAUCCAGAUGACUCCUGUUCCAUCACCCUUACCUGGUCAGUCUCCACGCCUUUCGGCUGAUCCUCAAUCCGGAGGCGCCUAUACCGACGUCAAAGAGGGCGACAAAAUUCGCGGACCUGGACAUGAUCACCCAAGCAAGUUCUGGGGCAGUGUAAUAGACCCCUACAAGACAACUCCGGAUAAAGCCAGAUUCGUCAAGGACGCCUGGAAAAACGUGCAAGUCGGGGAUUUCGUUCGAUUGUAUAAUAACGAAGAAAUCCCGGCAGAUGUGGUGGUUAUUUCCACCUCUUCAGACGACGGAGCCUGCUAUGUCGAAACCAAGAACCUGGACGGCGAGACAAACCUGAAAGUUCGCAAUGCUCUCCACUGCACACGUGAUGUUAAGCACGCACGCCAUUGCGAACAAUCAGAGUUUUGGAUCGAGAGCGAGGCUCCGCACUCGAACCUUUACUCCUACACGGCUGUUAUGCGCUGGAUGCAGCACAAUGCGAAGGACCCAAACGCAGCCCCAUACGAGAUGGCCGAACCGAUUUCGAUUAACAAUCUACUGCUUCGAGGAUGUCAAUUACGGAACACCGAGUGGAUCUUGGGAGUGGUCAUGUUCACCGGAGAAGAGUCGAAGAUCAUGCUAAAUUCCGGCAUCACUCCGAGUAAGCGCCCUCUUAUCAGCAAAGAACUCAACUGGAACGUCAUCUACAAUUUUAUCAUUCUGUUCGGCAUGUGUCUUGUGUCUGGUAUCGUCUUGGGCGUGUUUUGGGCCAAGCCAGACACAUCCCAUGCUCUCUUCGAGUUUGGAUCGUACGGCCACAAUCCGGCCACCGAUGGUAUCAUUGCCUUCUGGGCCGGUGUGAUUCUUUUCCAGAACUUGGUGCCUAUCUCUCUUUAUAUCACCUUGGAAAUCAUCAGAACCCUCCAGGCCGUGUUCAUCUACAGCGAUGUUGAAAUGUACUAUGCGGCGAUCGACUAUCCUUGUACGCCGAAGUCAUGGAACAUUUCCGAUGACGUUGGCCAAGUCGAAUACAUCUUUUCGGACAAGACUGGUACAUUGACACAGAAUGUCAUGGAAUUCAAAAAAUGUACGAUCAAUGGUGUACCGUAUGGAGAAGCAUACACGGAAGCACAGGCCGGCAUGCAACGAAGGCAAGGAAUUGAUACCGAUGCGGAAGGCGCUCGCGCGCGUGAACAAAUCGAGCGAGAUCGCCUCCGCAUGAUCGGCAAUAUCAGGAAGAUGCACAACAAUCCGUACCUUUGGGAUGAUGAUCUUACUUUCGUGGCUCCUGACUUCGUCGAAGAUCUGGCUGGAGAAUCAGGACAAGAACAAAAGAGGGCUAAUGAGGCAUUCAUGCUUGCACUCGCUCUGUGUCAUACUGUAGUGACUGAGAGAACGCCUGGUGACCCGCCCAAGAUCGAAUUCAAGGCACAAUCUCCUGACGAGGCAGCUCUGGUUGCAACGGCCCGCGACGUUGGUUUCACGUUUGUUGGCAGGGACGACGAUAAGCUGGUAAUCAAUGCGCUUGGCGAGGAACGGCGAUACACCGUGUUGAACACCCUCGAAUUCAAUUCUACGAGAAAGCGGAUGAGCGCAAUUAUUCGGAUGCCUGACGGCAAAAUAAUGCUCUUUUGCAAGGGAGCCGACAGCAUGAUCUAUUCACGACUGGUCCCAGGCCAUCAGCGAGAGCUGCGCGCAACCACCGGAGAGCAUCUUGAGAUGUUUGCCAGAGAAGGUCUUCGUACACUCUGUAUCGCCCAAAGAGAAAUCUCCGAACAAGAGUACCAAGAAUGGAACAAGGACUACGACUUGGCUGCAAACGCUGUUGCCGGUCGUGAGGAAAAGCUCGAGGAGGUCUCAAGUCGCAUUGAAGACGAGCUCUGGCUUCUUGGCGGUACAGCCAUCGAAGACAAGCUGCAGGAUGGCGUUCCGGAUUCUAUCUCCCUGCUCGGCAGGGCAGGUAUCAAGCUUUGGGUCUUGACCGGAGACAAGGUGGAAACUGCCAUCAACAUAGGCUUUUCCUGCAACCUGCUCAACAACGACAUGGAUCUGAUGGUUCUCAAGGUUACCGACGGAGAUAUCGCGACAGCUGAGGCCUGGCUUGAUGAGAAACUCGCGCUAUUUGGUAUGACUGGGUCUCAAGAAGAGCUCGACGCUGCACAAUCCGACCACGUUCCGCCCCCAGCUACUCAUGCCAUCGUCGUUGAUGGAGAUAGCCUUAAGCUGGCACUGGACGACGCAUUGAAGCGGAAGUUUCUCCUGCUUUGCAAGCGGUGUCGAGCAGUUCUGUGUUGCAGAGUCAGCCCUAGUCAAAAAGCUGCUGUUGUGAACAUGGUCAAGACUGGCCUCGAUUGUCUAACUCUGGCGAUCGGAGACGGUGCCAAUGACGUCGCCAUGAUUCAAGAAGCUCACGUUGGCGUUGGUAUCGCGGGUGUCGAAGGUCGCGCCGCUGUCAUGUCUUCCGAUUAUGCCAUUGGUCAAUUCCGCUUCCUGACUCGACUGGUACUUGUUCAUGGUCGGUGGUCAUACCGAAGAUUGGCUGAGUGUAUUGCAAAUUUCUUCUACAAGAACGUUGUCUGGACGUUCUCUCUGUUCUGGUAUCAGAUAUACACCAACUUCGAUAGCCAGUACAUCUUCGACUAUAGCUACAUUGUGUGGUUUAACUUGGCUUUCACGUCCCUACCAGUCAUUCUUCAGGGUGUCUUAGAUCAGGACGUUAACGAUCGCGUAUCGCUGGCGGUCCCGCAGCUUUACGUGCGAGGUAUUGAAAGAAAAGAGUGGUCGCAACUGAAGUUCUGGUUGUACAUGAUUGAUGGUAUCUAUCAGUCGGCUAUUGCCUUCUUCUUUGUCUAUAUGGUCUUUUAUCCUGGCACGUUUGUCACCGAGAACGGACUCGACAUCGCUGAACUGAAACGCAUGGGCAUAAUCGUCGCAACCAUUGCGGUUUGCGCAGCCAACUUCUACGUGUUGUUUAACACCUACCGCUGGGAUUGGCUAAUCUGCGUUGUCGUGGUUAUCAGCACGUUGUUCAUCUGGUUCUGGACCGGUCUGUACACAACAUUUACGGGAAGUGCUCAAUUCUACAAGGGCGGCGCCGAAGUCUACGGUGCUUUGGUCUUUUGGGCGAUUCUCCUUCUGGCGGUCGUCGCAUGUCUGCUGCCUAGGUUUGUCGUAAAAUCGCUUCAAAAGAUAUAUUUCCCUCUUGAUGUCGACAUUAUCCGGGAACAGAUCAAACAAGGAAAAUUCGACUACCUUAACAAAACGGACGCAUACCUUCCCCCACCGCCUGACAAAGCCAUCUCUAAGGUUCCAUCAGAUGUUUCCAAAUACAAGGCUGCAAAUGCGCAGGAAGGGGAUGAUGACGUCCGUCCCAUCUACCCACCUUCUGUUGCACCUACCGCAACCACCCACAACCCUAGGAGCCAAAAUGGCAGCGGUAGCACCGACUACACGUUCCGCCAGUCCGUUGAAGGCAUACCACAACAUCGGAUAUCGAUGGAUCGACCGCGUCCAUCGUACGAUCGCGCACGAAUGUCGAUGGAUCGUGUGCGACCAAGUUUCGAAGCCAGCAAUGACUUCACAUCUGCAGCAAUGCUGACGCGAAUGGAAUCAGCACAUAGCCGCAACAGCCUGAGUGCCGCUCCAAAUACGGGUCCUCAAAUUGCGAGCCGUCUACGGAAUGUGUUUCGAAGACCUACUGUCACGCGAGAGGAAGCACCAGAGCACCUGCGGGACAGCGAACGACCCCCCGUACCUACAGUAAACCAAGCCGAGGAUGCCCCACGAAGUCCACCACGGUGA